GAUGGAUGAUGAUGCUACUCUAAUUGGACCACCGCAGAUAGCCAACCCUAAAACAAAAAAGUUGGGAGACACAGCCAGCCAUCUGUGCCUUCUUUCUCACAUCGCCACUCAUAAUUUUCUUCUCUGUAAAACCCUAUCGAUUUUUUUUCAACAUUCACAAUGAAGCGUUUUUGGAGAUUCACUUCAGAAGCAUCGCAAUCUUCCAGAUUCAACGAAAUUCGUUCGAUUCCAAUAACCACCACCACCACAUUCAUCAAACGACGGAUCAAUACCCUUCAACAGCCGCCAAGCGCGGUCUUAGACCUUGUUUCAUUGUUCAAAUCUUCUAUUCCUCCACGCAAAAAGCAGCAUCUCACCGAUGCUGAAAUCGCGCUUUUGAGGAAUAAAUUGGUUCGUCAAGCUUCUGAUUCUGUUCAGCUAACAACCAUUUUGGAUGAUAAUGCUGAAUCUUUGAUUUCCUCUCACCCUGUUUUUCUUGAACUUUUGAAUCAAUUGAAUUCACAGCCUUCCCUUUUACUUAAGGUGUUUAAUUGGAGAAGGAAGAGAAAGGUUUCUGAAUAUGAAACUUUCAGGAAUUCUAUGGAUGCACACGAGUAUUCCAAGGGUAUUAAAGCAGCAGGAAGAUCUAGGAAUAUUGAUCUUGCUGUUGAGCUAUUUAAGGAGGCGGAAUAUAAGGGUGUUAAGAUAACCAGCACUUACAAUGCACUAAUGGGUGCUUUUAUGUUCAACGGUCUUGCUGAUAGAUGCUACUCUUUGUUUCUUGGCAUGAAAAAGGAUCCAACUUGCACUCCUAACAAUGUUACGUAUAGUAUUGUUAUAUCUGUAUUUGGUCGCUUGAUGCUCAUUGAUCACAUGGAAGCAACAUUCAAGGAGAUGAGGGAGUUACACCUCUCACCUAAUAUAUCCACUUAUAAUUAUUUAAUUGGUGGAUAUAUCUCAACCUGGAUGUGGGAUGAUAUGGAAAAAGUUUUUCAAGUGUUAAAGUCAGGCCCUGUUGAGCCUAAUAUGAAAACCUACCUCUUAAUGAUUCGUGGGUAUGCACACUGUGGUAAUCUGGAGAAGAUGGAAGAGAUAUAUUUGUUGAUAAGGGAUCAUGUAAAUGAAAAUGAAAUGCCGAUUAUCAGGGUUAUGAUAUGUGCCUAUUGUAAAAGUUCUGAUGAAGAUAAAAUAAAGAAAGUAAGGGUGUUGUUAAAGUUGAUCCCUGAAAAAGAAUACAGGCCAUGGUUAAAUGUGUUGUUGAUUAAGUUGUAUGCCCAGGAAAACAGGUUAGAUGAAAUGGAGAAUGCAAUAAAUGAGGCGUUUGAGCACAAAACUGCUAUAACAACUUCGGGUAUUAUGAAGUGCAUAAUUACAGCUUAUUUUCGGUGUAAUGCAAUACAAAAUCUUGAAACUUUCGUUAGACGAUCUAUAUUUGCGGGGUGGAGAAUCUGCCACUCGUUAUUUCAUUGUAAGCUGGUCAUGUAUGGUUCGCAGAAGAACUUUAGGGAAAUGCAAUAUGUCCUUGAGGAGAUGGAAAAUAUCAAUGUGAAUUGCAACAAGAAAACACUGUGGAUAAUGUACAAAGCUUACUCGAGUACUGGUCAGAGAUCCAUGGUUUUAAAAAUAUUGGGAAGAAUGUUCAAGCAUGGUUACGAGAUUCCCGAUCAUGCAUUUCCAUCAUGAUUUAUAUUGCUGAGGUGCAUCACAUAUGCCACUACCAUAGCUAUAAAUACAUUCAGCAGGUUAACGUGAAGAUGUUCAUUGCAUUUGGCAUAAACUGAAUUUGUCUACAGUUUUAGGCAAAAGAAACAAAGCUCAUUGAAUAUAUUUGAUGAAUUGAUUGCAUUCAAGGAAAUUCUGUAACUAUGGUUAUGGUUGUACAUGGCCUUUCUAUUACAUUUUUGUUUGAAAAUAUACUUCUUCAGCGGGUUUCCAUUUCAAAUAAUCUGAAGGUAAUGGUGCAAGAAUCAGUAAUGAUGGGUGGGAGUCUCGGCACUGAAGAAGCUCUUGCUCUUGAGACUGUUGUCAGUGUUAAGGUGAUUGAUACUUGAAACCAUGGCCUUAUUGUAGCCGGUGAUGGUUUAUGGGAUGUGAUAAGUGAUACCAAAUGAAGAAGCGUGUGGCAUUUCUCGAAAACGAAUCCUUCUUUGGCAUAAGAAGAACGGCAGGAACAAAGCAAUGCAGUUGGAACUGCUGCUCAGUACGCGUAUCUAUCAAAACUUGCACUUCAAAGGGGAAGCGAAUACAAAUUAUACAAUAUUUUUUAUUGUUAGACUUAAAAAGGCAAUUCAAGAGAAACACAUAACACUCAUCAUUAGGAAUAUUUACAGAUAUACUACAAUUUUGUUCAAGUAUUUCUCAAUUGGUAGCAUCUUCAUUUAGCACAAGAGUUUUUCAUCUGUGCUAAUUCAUUUUGUAUAUACUUAAUUUACAGUGUAUUGGGAGAGCUGCCCAGUUCAGAGUGUCAAAUCAUUUUUUAAUGAUGUCAAUUUUUUAUGUUA
Messenger RNA from Trifolium pratense (red clover), 2480 nucleotides. RefSeq names its product pentatricopeptide repeat-containing protein At2g30780-like. The transcript has 4 exons. Gene Ontology annotation, molecular function: protein binding; mRNA binding. Lineage: Eukaryota; Viridiplantae; Streptophyta; Magnoliopsida; Fabales; Fabaceae. The record is from RefSeq and is a predicted model, not a curated record. The coding region runs from base 160 to 1662 and encodes 500 amino acids.